Halichondria panicea is the source of this 6295-nucleotide messenger RNA. Its product is annotated as HEAT repeat-containing protein 6-like. The record is from RefSeq and is a predicted model, not a curated record. The transcript has 11 exons. NCBI's taxonomy places the organism in Eukaryota, Metazoa, Porifera, Demospongiae, Suberitida, Halichondriidae. The coding region runs from base 23 to 1495 and encodes 490 amino acids.
CACCUACCUACAUGUAUCCAGCAUGGCUGCAAGAAAUGCAGACACAUGGAGGAGGAAAGCCAGUGAGCUGGGCAAGCUGCUGAAGGAUGGAGGAGAGGAAGAGAAGAGAAUGUCAGAAGCUCUGGGCUACCUCAGCUCCCUCAUGUAUCCAUUGGAAGGCCUCACCACAGAGGUGAUAGAGGUUCUGCUGAGGCAGUUUGCAGAGGGAAGGUGUGCUGAACUGAGUAGUGAGUGCACUGUCAUGCUGGGACGACUCGUAUCAAACCUCAUCACCUAUCAGAAGGCGUCCCUCUCGUCUUCGACCCAAGAGGGUCUUCUUUCUGUGUUCCUGUCACGACUCACCUCAGUGAGACCCCCCACAGAGCUGCUCUACGCCUGUGCUGCACUCGCUCAGGCCGGUACCACACACUGUCAAUCACAGGAUGUUAAAACGCUCCUUGAAUCGUCAGGGACUGUGGUUAACAUGGCAACAACGGGUUCCGUCGAUGUGCAGAGGGCAGCCCUGAACUACAUUAGCACCUUGUGUCAGGACAAGGAUUUCAAGGGUGUCUCUACUCCCCAACUGUUGGAGCUCCUCCUCUCAGCAUUUCUCUCCCCUACAAAAGAGACUGACACACUGCUGCAGAUAAAGUUGGUUUUCUCCCAACUCAAGUGUCUCCAGGCACUCCUCUCUCGCUCCCCCGUCCUCCAGUCCUCUCCCCACCUCACUAAUCUCCUAGCCGUCCUCAGGGCAGCCAUGACACUCGGUCUCCCCGGACAACCACACACUCUUCAGGCGGCCCUCCCGUUGGCGCUACCUGUCGUUCAAUCCCCUAAAAUUGUCACACCACCACCACCCUCCCCAAAACAGAGGCCACAAAUAAUCGCUGGACCUCAGCCGAGGAGGAGGCAAAAACGAGCCAAAGAUCAGAAACAUACGAAUAAAAUUGGACGUAGUCAUGAGUCUAGUGAUGGAGAAGCCUCGUUGGGUGAUCACGUGAAACUCCGCCCUUCUGUUAGUUUUGGUGGCCGUGGCUGUUCGUGGUCCAGUUCCGAGAGUGACGUAUCGGACAGUGAGCCAGCUCCUAGUCAGAUCAAGGUAGUGCACGGCAAGAUUCGACACCUGGCCUUCUCGUGUCUCACUGCUGUCUUCAAGAGUUUGGACACUCACACUAAGUUCUCGUUUGGGCUGACGUUCCUCCCUGAUGGACCACGCCCCCCAAACUCACCCCCCUCUCUAAUGACAUGCGUCCUCAAAGACCCACUGCCUAAGUGUCGAGGUGGAGCUCUGUCAGUUUUGUUUACAUUGCUGGAGGGGUCAAAGGUCUACCUCGCUCCAGCAGAUGACAGGUCUAUUUUGACAGAGAGGAGGGGUGGCGCUGUACCGUUUGCUUGGAAGGAGGGACUGGCUGCUUAUAAUUAUUUUGUCCAGGCUGGGCAAUUGCGCAAGACUUUGAGUGUGGACAGGGCCCUGGUGUGGACAAGCUAUUUUUUCCUGGUUGUCUUGUCAAUAUAGUGUUGCUAUGUGCAUGGUAGUCAUGCAAGCUUAUAUAGGCUGGAUGCAUAUUAUAGCAGCCAAUCAGCCAACCUGAUGGGACAUAUAUCAGUCGGGGUUUAUGAUAGUAAACCUGAACAUAUUAUACUUAUAAUUAUAUAUAAUUAUAUAUUAUUAAUUAUACUUAAUUAACUAUUGAUUUAUAAGCGUUUAUGAUGAGGUUCUCUGCAGUUUUAUUAACGUUUUCAGCUGUGGCCGUUAUUCAAAAACAAUUAAUACGUUGUCAUUGACAGUGGACAAUUCUACAGGUAAUUGCACGCUGUCAAUGACGACGUGCAAUUACUGGACCGGAUUUGAUACGGGAUUAAUUGCUGUACAAACUCCGGUUACAAAUAUCACAUCAUACGAUUAUCAUAUAAGUAUAAUUAUAAUCAUGCAUUUACAUGUCUUUGUGUGUUCCGCUAACAGCAGUUAAUGUAUAAUCAUGUGGUUGGUAACAACGGUGCAUAUUCGCUUGGGUCACUGAUACGAUGUGGAAGGGUUUCGUUAUCUGUAGACGAUCCUGUCUGGUGUGUAACUCGUCUUCGGUGGCAGCAGCUAUAACCACACCGACUAGUGAGGGAAGAUUUCAUCCAUGAAAUGAACAUUACGAUGUACAGCACUAGUAUAAAUGUAACAAUAAUAAAGACAAAAAACCAUGGGCUAUUCCUAAAUGCCUCGUGGUAAAUGUACCAAGCUGACCCCAUUGCAAACAGUACUAGGAGAAAAGCAUCAAAAUAGUUGUAACGGUCUUUCUUGUAUGGUCGUAGGCCAAGGAUGAUAGCAGGUGUAAUAAUGAAGAUCAUUUGGUACACAAUAAAGUGGUACGUCUGUGCACCAAAGGCUAUGAAUAUUAUUCUCAGCAGUAGGUAGACUCCAGCAAACCAUCGACAGUCCCUAGUACCAGGUGUUGUGCCGUUCUUGAAAUAGCCCUGUGUGAUGUUUGCUAGCUCGUGAAUUAGAACACAUUUGAUUUUGCAGGAAAAGAGACAUCUCUGAAAGAAACGGUUCUGGUAAAAUAGCAGAAACACUGCCGGUAAGAGUACCAUGGUAACAGUGAUGAUUGAUGAGAGUAUAGCAAGUGGAACGUAGGUGCCUACGUUGAAAUCAGCUGCAUAGUAGAGAGUGUAUGUUACAUUUUCGUAUUUAUCAUAUAAAGAUACUGGCUUUAAGAGGCUUAAAGAAAUCGAGCAAAACCUGCUGUAGGAUAGUAAAAAAAAGCUUGCAAAUGCAUUCACUACAGAACCUUUUAGUUCCCAGCGUCUCCGAAACCUUGCUAAGCACUUUUGAAAUGGCCUCCAGCAAAGUACAAUUAUCUUGCAUCCUCUGUCGUGGAGUGAAAUGAACAAGUAGACAGCCAAAGUGAAAGUGAUUGGAUAUAGAGCUGCUAGGUACUCCAAUGCUACGACUGUAAGUGUGCUCAUGUGUUCACUGAUGCAAAAUGAAGGAAUUAGAAACAUAAAGAAGUCCAAAUUGAAUAGCCCCACAAAAUCAGCGGCAAAUUUAUAACUGGAAUAAGAGUGGGUAUAUCCAUUUAUAUCAAAUGGGUCAUUUCUAAACAAUAUCGUGUUUAGCAAUUGAGCAAUCAAAACAAAACUGUACAGAACUGGGGAGGCAAAAUUUAUCCUGAACACAAUGACAAUAACACAAAUCAAAGUCAAUGGUACUGUAAGCCUGACAAAGAAGAGUAACCAUCCUAAAGGCUGUGGCAUGCAUUCCUUACACUGUUUGUAGUAAGAGAAGACGGUUGGUCCCAGCCCUGGUUGGCAGUGACUACAGAGCAGUCCUGUGCGAUUGAGAGGACCACACAUCUCCUCGUCUAACUUUGAUACAUCAGAGGGUACGUCCAUGAAUUUUGAUAGUCGACUUUUUGUGUUGUAUGGGCACGGACCAAAAUGUUCUGUAUCAUUGUUGUAGGUUAUGCAGAAACCGUCUAAUAUUUCUAUCUUUUUUGUCACAUUCGAGCACUGCAAUAUAGUAUUGAUCUGUUGUCCGCACUCACACUUGUUUGUUUGGCGUAUAAACCAUGUUGGGCAUGCUUGACUGGACACUAGAACUACCUGUAGUACGAUCACAAUCACUCCAAGUAUCGUCAUCUUCAAAUUCUAAACUAUAGAGGUCUGUAUACUCAUCAACUAUUGUUCUGAGUAGGAAUAUUAUGAACUGAAACGUGUUUGGUAUCUUUUUACAACUUCUGAUACUAAAAACCAACACUAAAAAGUAUCGGUAUGCACGAACUCGGUCUAAGCAUAAACACGGCACUGCAUGUAGCUCUUCUUUAUCCUCAUUUCUCCCGCAUAGCCCUAGUUAUAUUGAUUCUGAAAUUAUGCUUUCACUAUAAACACUGCAUGUACAUGUAUGUUCCUGCAGUGCAUGCAUGUUGUUGAUAUAUUUAUAUUUAAAAAGAAACCCUGCGAGUGUGUUUAUAAUCAAACAUAGUUUAUAAUCAAACAUAGUAAGCUUAUAUCCCGUUGCUAUGUUGUUGCCAAGUGCAAUAUGAAGCAUAUUGCACUGCUGAAAAGUCAUAUUGCACUGCUGAAAAGUCAUAUUGCACUGACCACAAAACGCCCCUCUGGCAUAAUUAAAUUAAAUAUUUUGUCAUGAGAAAUAACAAGUAUCAAAGUAAGUCCAGCCAUGCAGGAAUGUUCAGCACUGCUGGAGUUUCUUCUUUACAACCAUGCAGGUUUUUAAAUCGUCCCAGGCUCAUUUUGUGAAGAUUCUGUGUUCCUAGACCUAGUCCUCCACUUUGAUGCACGGUCAAUUCUGGCUUCACCAUAAUAUAGCACUAGAAGCGGCUCUUUUUGCAGGGGGCUUGAGCUGUUUUGCAGCAGUGUAGAGGCGAACUUCUUUGGCUUGGUUGUGAUGCCGAGGAUAGUGGAGGGGGCUGUUCGAGCAGCAGUUACACUGAGUAGUAUAGUGGGGUGGGGCUGUUUCUUCGCAGCAGUAAAUGGGGUGGGGCUGUUUCUUUCCAGCAGUCUAUAGCGGGGUGGGGCUGUUUUGCAGCACCAGAAGUGGGGUGGGGCUGUUUUGCAGUGGUUUCAGCGUUGGAACUCCAACAAUUUUGUGUCAAGCCAUUCGUCGGUCAUGCCAAUCUUAUACGCUGCAUAUACUGGCGUCUAGGAGGAGAGAGAAGAGAUGGAGCUGUGUCUAGAGUUGUCUUUGUCAUCUUUUUGUGCAGUUUAUAUUGUGUUACUAAGACAGUGUUAUGUUCCUAUGCCCUCGGGAUAUAAACUAGUUAUUACACGUGCACUCGGGAUGCAUGGAAUAUAUUGCACUCAGCCCUCGGGGCUGGCGCCCUCGUGCUUCAGUGCAAUAAUUAUAUUCCAUACAUCCCUUGUGCCUGUGUUAUAACUAUAACUUAUAUACCGUAUAGAGGGUAAUUUUCGUGGGGCAAAAUAUUCGUGGUUUUCGUGGUUGAAGAUCUGACCACGAAAUAUUUUACCCACGAAUGAAGCGACCUUGCUUACCUUUACCUGCAGUGCAAGCUCCAACCACGAAAAUAUUACCCACAAAAUGUCUCAAUAUUGCUGAACCACGAAUAUUUUGUCUCCCGAAAUUACCUGCUAUACAGUAGUCUCUAUGUUAUAGUUAAACAAUGGCCUCGAGUCAUUGCCAGCAAUUGCCAUUGUAUUUUGGACACUAUUGUUCUAGCAUCCUGUCUAAAUAUUUGUUCUAUUUAUAUGAAAAUUCAAAUAUUACUCAAUCAUUUUAACUACUGCGGAAAUAAAUGCUACUAUAGACUAUUGUAGUGCGUGCGCAAGAUCUUCGCUGAACUAGCUACGUUCACUGCACUGGUGCUGUUCCCAUCUUUACUAGCGACCCAAUAGGAAAGGAGUUCCUGUGGUGCCUGAUCUCUCGUAAGUCGGAGUCGAUGUAGUACGGGUACGGGUGGAAGUGGCAGCAAUUUCCCAUCUCAAUUCUUUCUCUGUUCUUUUUUGUAUAGUAAUUUACUGAUUCACAUGACAGUAAUAGCAUGCAAUCAAUGGUAGUAAAGUGUGUCAAAUGAAUAGAGAUAAAAUCUUUAUGGUCACUAAUUAUUAAUCUUCCAGCAGACCUGUUCAUGCAGAUCGACCUGUUAUGGACUCGUCAAAGAGGCAACGACCUGAGAAAGGAUACUAUUCCUACCUCCAUAAUAUAAGCUCGGCUGACAUGGACUUAUCUAGCAUGCGGGAAGCACGAGAUGUGAGAACCACUCUGAGCUGUAAGUCUGAUGACAGUCUGCCAGAAGGGGUCUUCCUUGUUGAGAGGAUAAUUCAUCAUCGACUAACUAAGGGGAAAACGGAGUAUUUGGUAAAGUGGGCUGGUUACUCAUUGGAACAGUCUUCAUGGGUCGCUAAGGAAGAUGUGACUAUCUCUACUAUCCAAUCAUACAAUACACCACAAGCACCACAUACCGAGCUUAUAAGCGACGCAACAAGAAGAUUUGUUCUGUCCAUUCAAUGUAGUUUAAAUUUAGGUACUGUAAAAUCCUGUAAUUUAACUAUAGAUUUCCGGCUAGAUGUAUUUCGUUACCUAUUUAAAGAUCGAGGAACCCAAAUGACCCGCGGAAAGCUCCAACUUCAACAAACUGAUUUUAACGAUGAAUAUUUUAUAGGUAGUUGGUAUAUUUUGUAUGAUAGAUAUGGCAAUGGCUGCACAGUAGAUUUUCCUAUUGUAGUAUGUCCUAGAAUUAAGUAUGGACCGAAAACAUAUAGAAAUAGCAAUGGUGAAAUGUUAGAGUCACCUAGACUACUAUCUGAAAUUGUAUGUGUAAAUCUGGUGAAAAAACGUUGUUGAUCAUUG